Molecule: messenger RNA, 13511 nt
Organism: Amblyraja radiata (thorny skate)
Lineage: Eukaryota; Metazoa; Chordata; Chondrichthyes; Rajiformes; Rajidae
Product: E3 ubiquitin-protein ligase rnf213-alpha-like
Exons: 58
Coding region: 8-13441 (4477 amino acids)
Biological process (GO): ubiquitin-dependent protein catabolic process; negative regulation of non-canonical Wnt signaling pathway; sprouting angiogenesis
Cellular component (GO): nucleolus; membrane; cytosol
Molecular function (GO): metal ion binding; ATP hydrolysis activity; ubiquitin-protein transferase activity
Source: RefSeq, a predicted model, not a curated record
UGAAAUCAUGGUGGAUUCGAUAUUUGAUAUUCUUGCAACUUGGAAUGAAAAGAAUUUGAAGAAUUUCCUGCAACAGCUACGGCAAUUCGAUGCAGUAUAUAAAAAUCCUAUGGUUUUUAAAGAAAGGCCAUUUUCUUGGUCUCUUUCCUUUGGGAUGAAAGACGUUCAGGAUAUUCUGAAAAAUGCUUUAAAGAAAAUGUUUCGACAUCCAAAUAAUCAAGUUUCAGAAACCAAGACGCAUGAUGUGCAAAACCGCCUACGAACUGGUAUUCUAAUAUUGGUCCUGUCUGACGAAUAUGGUCUUGAAUGGUCAAAUUCUGAACUGGCUAAAGUUUGUGAAUUUUUUAGUGUACAACAAUUAUCAGCAAAUAUCAUCACCGUGGAAUUCAAGACUCUUAAAGAAAGUUUCUAUUUUGAGAAGAAGAUUCCAACAAUACUAAAGCAGAUGAUGGUUAGAUGUAUCGGCAAAACAAUAACAGGAUUGGUGCAAGUGAUUCCUGUUCUGCAUUUAUUUGGUUUUUCAUCCAAUUUAGCGAGCCCAGUUUUUUUGGAUAAUAGUCAGACUGAAGACAGCUGGGCUGGACUUGAUGGGCUUCCUUUUAUUACUUUUAGGGAAAACAUUAAUGACAAAGUUCAAAGGGAGCUACUUGAACUCAUGUGCAAAAGUAAGCAUUUAAUGGAAGUAGAUCGACUUUUAGCUCGUUCUUGGUUUACCUUAUUGCCAUCAAAAGCUUUGCCAGAUUACUUGAUGACGAUUACACCUAAUCUGCUCGAUGUUCUGCAAGGAAUCAUUCAGAGAUGGAAGACUGGACCUAUUUCAAUAGAGGUUGCUGGUGAGCACUCUCAACGUGAGGAAGAUCCACGAAUGCCAAGCGCUGAAUUAACAAAGACUUUAACAACAACAAGAGAAUGGCUAAAGGCUGUCCUCAGUUCAAUACCACUAAAACAAAAAUUCAAUCAAGAUGAAUUUCAUGAAAAACCAAUGCAACAGAUAGAAAUCUACUGCCAAAAGAUUGAGGAGAUAAGAAAUUUGCCGCCUUUGAUUGCAGAAUGCCUUGAGAAGUGCGCACUUGAUGCUGUUUAUUUUAUAUGUCAGGACAAGUCUGAAGCUCAACUUUUAGAAAUAUUGAAGCGUUAUAAUUUGACCAAAUUUGGGAAAUUGGUGUCAACAAUAAUUGAAAAUUCAUGGGAAAAAGACUACAGUGGAAUGUUUUUGGAAGAUCCUGAUUCAGUUCUCAGGCAUUUACUUAACUGGUCAGCAGCAAAGACAAUUUUUCAGUUACUUGAUAGCAAAGUCACUGAACAGUUCUCAAAGCCAGUUAAAGAUUUGAUGGAAAUGGUGGUUCAAAUAUUCCGAGGUGUGAUGAGGGACCUUUUGGAUGGCUCUGUCAAAAUAAAACAUUUAGAGCGGAUCUUAAAGAAGAAGGACAACUUUAUAGCUUUGCAUGAGACAAAGCAAGAUGAAUCUUUCAAAGAAAUAAAUCUACGUCAGAUAUUGACUUGGCGACAAAAGGAAUUGGAUAGAUUCCGUGAAGAACGUAAUUGGGUGGAUAGUUUCUUGAAAAUGUGCCAUAAAAUUGAUGUACAUGUGAAAGUGGAAAUCGAUGAACUUAAAAAUUUGUUUGAUCAUGAUGUUCGGGAAAUGAAGCUGAAUGAAGUUGUGACGAUAGAGCAGAUUGGUGCUCAGUAUAUUGAACCAUACAUCCCUAUGGUUAGUUAUUUCUCCUUAAGUGAAGAGAUAAAACAAAUGGCAAGUGCCAUUGACCGCUUCAAAGACAGCUACAUUUUACAAAUGUGCUGGGAAAAAGAGGCACAACAUAUCUAUGUUAGCAAUGAACAACAGAACAAACCACUUGAAGAAGUGUACAAGUCUCUUGAAGAAGCUUGUACCAUGAUUUGGAAUCCGUGUUUUGACCAGUAUAAGGACAUUUUUGUAAAAAUAAAGGAGGGCAGUCUUACUUUUGCAGAGGUUGAUAACAUUUUUAAAGACUAUCGUGAUCAAUAUGAAAAACUGAGAAGUGAUUUAAAGAUUAUGUGUAGAAUAGACGGCAAUACUAAGGCCAAAUGGAUAGAAGAGCGAAUCCGACAAAUUAAGGAAUACCACCAACUACACUUGGCUGUUGAAUCUGCCCAAAUAAUUGCAAAAGUGAAGAGUGUUCUUAACCUUACUGGAAACUUCACUGUUCUGGAAACAUUACUAAAUGUGACGAAUGAAUCCUAUAGGGAUAAAAGUCUGCACUAUAUAAAUGAGCACCUUAUACAAGCCAAGAACCGUCUUGUGGAAAUAACAAAACCUCGGAGGAAAGCUUUGAAAGAGCUUACUCAAAGAUGCCAGUUUUUGCAAUGGGUCAAAGAGGCUUUGAAAGAUGUAACUGAGUUGAAAGUGUUUGUGGACCUGGCUUCAAUCUCAGCUGGUGAAAAUGAUCUUGAUAUCGAUCGUGUGGCUUGCUUUCAUGAUGCUGUAUUGGGCUACUCAUCAUUGCUGUUUGAAAUAAAGCCACAAGCUGGAUUUGAUGACUUCAUACAUUGUGUACAGAAAUUGUGGAAUGCUUUAGAUAAUGACCCGGAUCUUACCAAGAAGCUGCAAGAUUCAGCUCGGCAUUUGGAAUGGCUGAAAACUGUGAAGGAAAGCCAUGGGUCUAUAGAACAAUCAUCACUUUCAUUGGCUUCAGCUAUAAACAGCAGUGGAAUUUAUGUAAUCGAUUCUCAAGGGAAAAACAAGCUUUCUUUGGGUUCAGCAAUCAUAUUAAAACUGCCAGAAGCUCAUGGUGACAAUGAAGAAAUACGAAGUUACACUCUUGAAGACCUAAAAGAACUGCAGAAUAAACUCAUGCUGAUGUCAGUCAAGGGAGAUCAUGGCCAGAAUGAAGUAGACAGAUUCGUAGAGGUAUUUGCCAAUGUCCAAAGACUUGCAACGUCAUUCAUCAGUCUGUUUUCUGCUGGCAACAUGCUCUUUAGGAACUGGAAAAUAGAAGUGUAUUGUUCAAGGACGUGUGAGGCUUGCUUGAUAAUAGAUUUCAAUCUAAAGGAAGUGCGUAUUAUUAAAGCUGUUGGAAAAGUCACCGAACAACUUCCCAUUCUUUGUAAAAAGAUGGAAGCCUAUCUGGAAGUAUGGAAGCAGUAUAUGGAUAAGCAAAGGUCCCAGUACUAUUAUUUAAACUUCUACACAGCUGAACAAAUUGUUUACCUCAGUACCCAAUUAUUUAAUCGCAGCUGUACCAGACUGGAUGUUCUGAUGAUGUUGUCAUUCAUUAAACCCAACUGUACUGCCGGCGACCUAGAAGUAGCUCAACAGAAACUUUUUGAUGGAGAUACAAGCAUAGGACAUCGCCCAUUAUGUGACAAGAAGAGUUGUGUCCAACCUUUUAUGAUGAGACAAGUAGAUAUUCAAGACAUAGCCAUGGAAGAAACAAUGGAUUUGGUGUGGAAGCAGUAUAUGGAAAACAUGACUUAUUUCCUGUCCAACUGUCUUGAUGUCAGCACCCUUGGUAAACUUCUUGAAAAUGUUGCUGACAUGAAACAAACUGUUGCAAGGACAAUUCCACCUGGCUUUCAGACAGGUCAUCCUAACCUUGUUGUUUGUCCGCAUUCUGAACUGCUUACAUCUGCUUUAUGCAUUUACAUGCACUCCAGUAAUCAGCCAUUGCCUACUUACGAUGAAGUACUUAUUUGCACAGCUGAUACCACAAAUGAACAAGUAGAGCUUUUCCUGAGACGGUGCCUGACUUCUGGCUGCACACAUUCCAAGAUCUAUUCUCUACUGUAUGCAGAUGAGCUAUCAUAUGAUGUUAGUGUAAGGUUUGAAGAAUUGUUCAAAAAUCUGGAGUUGAAAAGUCAGUCAGAUCAAUAUAAAUUGGUGAUAUUGUGCAAUAGUGAGAGGGAACACUGCUACAUUCCAACAGCGUUGAGUCGACACAAGGUGCACAUGAUUCCGCAACAACCUUUAAAGGAAAUCCAGAGUUAUCUCGAAAAUCAUUACAGAGUUUCAACUAAUUCAUCAGCGGCUACUGUCUUUAGAGAUGGAAUGUUUGUGAGGAUCAUAUCUUCAAACAGAGCUGGUGUUGAAUCAUCAAAUAAAAACCAGCCUUUGAUAUUUCACUUUGAUAUCGCAUCUACUGUACAGAAAGGAUUAUGUGAAUUUCUUUUCAAACUAUUUAUCCUACAAUAUUUAAUGGGCACCGAUGAAAAGAUGUGGAAGUGCAGUCAAAGACAUUUGUACGUUGUGGAAAUGCUUAAGGGAUCUGGAUUUCUUCCCAGGAUGCGAGCAAGACAUAGUGCACAGGUGGCAAGUUACAAUUUUCUAGAUGUCUUCCCAAAAGUGUACUGUAGACCACCAAAAGAAGUACUUGAAGAAGAAGUACGAAAGUCCGAAACUCAGUCGUGGAAUGGGAAUGAUAUUGAUCCUCUCAUGGAUGAGAAAGAAUUUCGAAGUGAAUCAUUUCAAAGACCUUAUCAGUAUCUCAGAAAAUUUAAAAACAGACAGACCUUGGAUACCUUUAUUUACCAAGGAACUGUUGAAGGCAACCAUGUUGAAUGCUUACAGUUGUUUCUAAUCUAUUCUGGGGUAAUGGAUCCUUCCUGGUCUGAGUUACGGAAUUUUGCCUGGUUUCUUAACCUGCAGUUGAAGGACUGUGAAACGUCUGUGUUUUGUAACUUUGAUUUCAUCCAAGAUACUCUACAAGGCUUUAAAGAUUUUGUUGUCAACUUCAUGAUUUUGAUGGCAAAAGAUUUUGCCACACCAUCCCUUAACAUCUCAGACCAGAGCCCAGGAAUUCCAGUUUCAAACUUAAAUGGUGCUUCAGAAGAAGACAUUGCACCAUUUCUUUUGAGAAAAAAGUGGGAAUCCGAGCCACAUCCUUACAUUUUCUUUAAUGAUGAUCACAUAUCUAUGACUUUCAUUGGUUUUCAUCUCCAACAAAAUGGGCAAGGUGGCAUUGAUGCUGUUGACCCAUCAAAUGGCAAUAUUAUUAAACCAAAUGUAAUGACCCGUCAGCUAUAUCAAGGUUUGCUGCUACAAAAAGUCCCGUUCAACAUUAAUUUUGAUGAGCUUCCACGGAGUGAAAAGAUUGAGAGGCUUUGCAUGGUACUGGGCAUUGAGUGGCCAAUCGAUCCCGAUGAAACCUACGAGUUGACCACAGACAAUAUUUUAAAAAUUCUUGCCAUUCACAUGAGAUUCAGGUGUGACAUUCCUGUGAUCAUUAUGGGAGAGACUGGGUGUGGUAAAACAAGGCUGAUCAAAUUCUUGUGUGAGUUACGGAAAAUUGGUGCUGACACAGAGAACAUGAAGCUAGUGAAAGUGCAUGGUGGAACAACUGCAGAUGUAAUCUACGCAAAAAUUAAAGAAGCAGAAGCCCUUGCAAUAUACAAUAAGCAGGAGUUUAAUUUAGACACCAUCCUCUUUUUUGAUGAAGCCAAUACAAGUGAAGCUGUUAGCUGCAUUAAGGAAGUUGUUUGUGACCAUAUGAUUGAAGGCGUUCCUUUAAGUCCCAAUACAGGCUUGCAGAUAAUUGCAGCAUGCAAUCCUUACAGAAAACACACAGAUGAAAUGGUAAAGCGUUUGGAGUCAGCUGGGUUAGGCUACCGUGUCCGAGCAGAUGAAACUGAAGAUAAAUUGGGAUGCAUUCCUUUGAGGCAACUUGUCUAUCGUGUGCAAGCUUUGCCUCCUAGUAUGAUACCAUUAGUGUGGGAUUUCGGGCAACUUGAUGAUCUCACUGAGAAGAUGUACAUCCAGCAAAUUGUCCAAAGGUUGACUCAGUCCAUUUCAGUUUCCUCUCUCAAUAUUAAAUGCAUGGUGGAUACUUUGUCAGCUUCACAAAAUUUCAUGAGAUGUCAGCAAGACGAGUGCAGUUUUGUAAGUCUUCGAGAUGUGGAGAGAUGUAUGAAAGUGUUUGUUUGGUUUUACAACAAUCGCAACAUGCUAUUGGACAAUUUGGAACAAUUUCUACAAGAUGUUGGCAAUAAGGAGGUAUCCAUUCCAUCAAGUGAUGACAACUGGCCUUUUGUGUUGGCACUUGGAGUUUGUUAUCAUGCAUGUUUGGAAAAGAAGGAUGUUUAUCGUAGGGCUAUCUGCCAUCAUCUGCCUUCACCAUAUGAUGAUCCUUCCAAAUUUUCACAGCAACUUGAGCUCUUCCAAGAUCUUUUACUAAGUGGUGCACCCCUGCGAGAAACAAUUGCCAGGAACUCUGCAUUAAAGGAGAACGUUUUCAUGAUGGUCAUUUGCAUUGAACUUAAAAUCCCUCUUUUCUUGGUUGGAAAGCCUGGCAGCUCCAAAUCUCUUGCAAAAACAAUUGUAGCAGAUGCUAUGCAGGGCAAAUCAGCACAUUCUGAAUUAUAUAAAAAACUAAAGCAGAUCCAUUUAGUGUCUUUCCAGUGUAGUCCUCAUUCCACCUCUGAAGGAAUAAUUAAUACAUUUAAGCAGUGUGCACGCUUCCAAGAAGGGAAGAACCUAGAUGAAUAUGUUUCUGUUGUGGUCUUGGAUGAAAUUGGUCUUGCAGAAGAUUCACCAAAAAUGCCACUAAAAGCUCUUCAUCCACUCUUAGAAGAUGGAUGCAUUGACGAUGACCCUGUUAAACAUAAAAAAGUAGGUUUCAUUGGAAUAUCCAACUGGGCUCUAGAUCCUGCUAAAAUGAACAGAGGGAUUUUUGUAUCGCGAGGGGAUCCUGACAAAGAAGAAUUGAUUGUAAGUGCCAAAGGAAUCAGUUCUUCUGAUCCUAUGAUACAAAAAAAAGUGAAAGGGUCAUUUGUGAACUUUGCAAACGCUUAUCUAAAAAUUUGUAAACAACAAGCUAAAGAGUUUUUUGGACUACGUGACUAUUAUAGUUUAAUAAAAAUGGUCUUUUCACUAUCGAAAACCUCCAAAUCAGAACCAACCCCAGAGCAGUUAGCCAAGAUUGUGCUGCGUAACUUUAGUGGAAGCGAUGAUGUUAAUGUUAUGGAUGUUUUCAAGCCUGUACUUGGGAAUAUUUCUCAUGACAGCAUCAACACGUUGGAUCUGAUCAAAUGCAACAUAUAUGCUGCAGAUUCUGAUGAUAUGGAGUGUCGGUACCUUCUUAUUCUUACCAAAAAUUUUGCAGCUCUUCAAAUUCUUCAGCAAAUGUUUUUUGCCAAUCAACAUCAGCCUGAGAUAAUCUUUGGGUCUAGUUUUCCAAAAGAUCAAGAUUAUACUCAGAUUUGCAGAAACAUCAACCGUGUUAAGAUUUGCAUGGAAACUGGGCAAAUGGUAGUUCUGUUAAAUCUGCAGAAUCUUUAUGAAAGUCUUUACGAUGCAUUGAAUCAAUAUUACGUGUACCUUGGAGGACAGAAAUAUGUGGAUUUAGGAUUGGGGACUCACAGAGUCAAAUGCAGAGUCCAUCCAAAGUUCAGACUGAUCGUUAUAGAGGAGAAGGAAGUAGUCUACAGAGAGUUUCCAAUUCCACUGAUCAAUAGACUUGAGAAGCAUUAUCUUGAUAUUAACACAGUCCUUGACAGAGAGCAAAGAAGUACUGCAAACUGCAUGGAAAAGUGGGUGCAGAGGUUCACAGCAGCCAGAUCCCAAAAUGUUUCAACCCAUGGCAGGGAACAGAAAUAUGGUCCAUCGGAUGUGUUUGUUGGCUAUCACUCUGACACAUGUGCAGCUGUUGUUUUAAAAAUAACACAAAGCUUGAAGCAGACUCAAAGAUCUUGGGAAGAUGUUCUCAAUGAAGCACAAUGGGUGCUACUGAAUUGUGCCACCCCAGAUUCCGUGGUUCGUUUAACUAAUUCUAAACUUCCUGCACACGAGGCUGAUGUGGUUGUGCAGAAAUACUUUGAAGAACAACAUCACGAUUCUCUUGCCGAUUUCAUCCAUUCUCAUAUCAAAUCUGGAGUUCAGACCUGCGCAGUUUUCACCGAGGUUACAACAUAUUCACGGCUUCUAACUGCUUCUGACAUUGAAUUCUUGCAAAGAGAAAUAAGUGGCAGUGUUCAGAAUAUCUUCCUUUGCUCACUACAGCAGUUUGAAACGGAGCAUUCAUUUCUGAAGAAAAUAAGGCACUGCAUCUAUUCUAGCCAGGGAAACACAAUCUUGCUUAUACAAACGGAUUUUGAAAACAGUUUACAGAGUGCAAAUUUGGUUGCUUCUGCCAAGUAUUCCACUUUAAAUGAAAUCAACAAAAGCAAAAGUGACAAUCGAACAGUCUACAUUUAUUUUCUCACUAAAUUGCCAAGAAUAGAAGGUGGAUCAGCAUACAUAGGAUUCCAUGGAGACCCAUGGCAGUCAGUUCAUAUUGAUGACCUUCGGAAAUCGAAAGACAUGUUUACAGAUCUGACAGCUUUCAAAGGGAUUACUAUUAGCCAGCUUUUCGGCAGAGACCCAGGGGAGCCUGAACCAAUAUCUGUUUGUAUUUCAGCCAUGAUUGUUGAUCAGGAGGAAGAGAUUCUUGAUAAAACAAAGAUACUGGAUACAACUUCCCUCAUAAGGAAUUGUGUGCAGUCUGCUGUUAGCAUGCUGAGAGAUCUUCAUCGGAGUUCAAGUCGCAGCACCACACGAGUUGAAAUCCUGCUUUCUCUGUUAAGAGAAGAUGUUGAAUUCAAAGCUUCAUUCCUGGCAUUGAUGAAGCAAAGGUUGCACUCCCUUCUGGUGAAACGUGAUGAGGAGUCUUUCAGUGCAACUGAGUGGAUGCUACGGGAAGCCUCAAAUGUUGAAGCCCUUCAGGAAGGUGGCACUUUCAGACACACACUUUGGAAGCGAAUUCAAACAGUAGUAACACCUCUUCUGGCACAGAUAAUCUCUGUUAUAGACCGAGACUGUAACUUAAAUUUGUUACGUGAUGAUACUCCUUUAUUUGUACGAAAUCUAUGGAUGAACAUUUUUAAUGACGCAAAUCUCUUGGAGCUUCCUUACAACAGAACUAUCUUCAGUUUGGAAUCUGAAAUUGUUGUCCACAAUUAUAUGAAGAUGGACGUACUAAAUAUUGGCAAUGAGCUUCCUUUCAGUUGGAGAAUAAAGGAGUUUCUGGAUGAGCUAUGGAUUCAAGCCCAAUACAUGGAAGGACAAGUUGAACCAAAGCUGAAUGAAAUAUUUAACAAAACUGGAUUUGGAAAGUACUUUUCAAAUGUGAAUGAAGAAUGGAGACAGAACUUUUUCUUCAGGUACUUGGCUGAUUUCCUGCUGAUGACAAUGAAAAUCUCAACUGAAGUUGAAUUUGAGUUCCUUCAAGGAGCACUGAUCUCCUGCAUAAAUCAGCUGAAAAUAGAACAUAAUAUUGGAGACGAAAUGUCUUUGCUUUGGGUGCACGUUGCAUAUCAACAUUUCAAAAACCGUCUGCAGAACUUUUCAAGAAUUAUUGUAGUGAAUCCUUCUGUUCUGACAUUGCUACAGAAGAUCAAAGAUAAAAUACAGAAGGCUGAAGACAAAGAGAUGGUCAUAGAUAUUUAUGCAGCAGCUGCCUGUGUUGAUCUGCUGGAAUUUGAACACACUAAAUUGUCAUAUCCGGCCUGGCUGCAGAUGGUGAACACUCUGCAAAUGCCCAUUGAGUUGGUCUGCACAGAAGUCUUAUCACAAUGUGAAGGAAGGAAAUCUUCCAUUAUGCAUUAUGUCCAAUCUGGGUGGCGGAGAAUAUUUUCAUUGUCACUUUUCGUGGAGCAUCUCAUUUUGGGAGUUGAUGAAAUACAUAGUAAAUUGCAGAACAUGGUUGUAAUCUACGCUGUUCGACUUGCAAAGAGUCUGAACAGUAACUCUGAUUUGAGAUUGCAAGAUCCCUUUCAGGCUGUGAUUACGAUCCUAAGGGAAUGCAAACGUGAUGCAGGAUGUCUGUUUUUCAGAUACGGUCUGCAAGAAUGUUCAGUUUGCUUUGGAGAACUCAACAAUCCUGUAUUGCUUCCAUGCGAUCAUCUUUACUGCUUAAACUGCAUUAAGCAGUGGUUCGCAUCAGGAGAUGUAUACUGCCCAUGUUGCCGCACUGCUGUGGCUAAUGAUUAUGUACCAGAGGCGUCCGAAGAAAUAAGUGAAGCUGUUUCAAAAGUAAUCCUAUUUUGCAAGAGGUGUGAUGCAUUUUUCAUAGCUUUGGUUUCCAUGGUCUGCUUCAAAGAUAACUCACCACCAACAAAAGAAGUGGUUCACGAUCUACUGUCUCUGCUACUUUUUCUAAAAAAGGCAGAUCCCAGCGUCUCAGACAAAGACUGUUCGUAUGCUACGAGACGUCUUUCACCAUUUGUUGAGGCCGCUGAUCAAAAUCCUGUUGUCCGUUCCAUUGUUCUUAAACUACUGUUGAAAUACAGUUUUGAUGACAUUAAAAAUUACCUGCAGGAUUAUCUAUCUGCAUUUCAAAACACAAAAAUAUUUCAAGAAAGUGAGACUGAACUCUAUGCAUUGUUUCUGAAUUGUUUGGAGGAUUCAAUUUACGAAAAAUCUCAGUGGUGUACAGUGCAAGAAAAAAUUGCAUAUCUAGCCCAAGAGGGUGAAUUCCUUCAGAUGUACAUUCAACAUAAGAGGAAACAGAUGACAAUAGAAAAGCUACAGAUAAUUGCCCGGAUUCGCCUCUGUUUUGACACUGCUUCCCAGCUACUUUGUGAAUCGUGUGACACACUUGAUCAGGAUUCAAAAUAUGCACGUGCAAAAGAAACUUUCCUACAUUGCAUUAAGAGUGUGAUUCUCAAUCGAGGAAAUGAUUGGUUCAAAAUUUAUCUUGUGCGAAAGUUGUGUAGUCUAAAUGGAAUAGAGUUCGUCCAGGAGCUCAUAAUGAAUGACCAAUUUUCAUGGAUCUUUCCCAAGGAAGUUUUACAAAGGAGAGAGAGUACUGGACAAAUUGAUCGUUACAUUGCAUGUGGCAAAAAUUAUCAAACGCUUCGUGAUGCUUUAUUCAAAUCCUUUGUUUCGAGUGAGCCUAAAAGUAUUGAAGAAGCUAAAAAGGUUUGCAAAUGCUCUUCCAAAGAGAAAGGUGCUCAUAUGACCCUCGCAAUAUUCCGGGAAUUCACUAUUCUGUACGCAUCAAGCAAACCAAGCGACCAUCCAAACAAAGAUCAAUGUGACUUUAUUGCGAAGUACAUUGAGGAAGAAAAUGUUUUUCACUCUCCCAUGUGUAAGAAGUUUGCCAUCAGAUUACUCAAGAAUGACAUUCCUGGACUUGAGAUUAAUCCAGGGCUAAAUAGCCAGGAGAGGACGAUUAUCGAGAUAAUCAUUCAUGCAGCAGCUGUCAUCUUGUUCAGUGAGGAAAAUAGCAUCCUGACUCCACUCCAGCAUCUAUCUUUCCAACCUGCUCUUAUGGUGAAUACGUUCCUACCCACAAUGCCUGAAGAUAUAAGCAUUGAAGCUAGAGGAUGGGCUGCUUUACAGAAUCAUACCUGGUAUCAAUGCCCAAAUGGACAUCCUUGCCUUGUAGGAGAGUGUGGUCGACCUGUGGAAGUAGCCCGUUGUCCUGAAUGCAAAGCUGUAGUUGGAGGACAGAAUCACAUUCCUGUUAGUGGAUUUACUCCAGCUGCUAUCUUGUUUUUUUACCCACCAAUUUAUCUGGUAUUUAGGAUGGACAAAACACAAACGGGACACAUCUUAGGUGAUCCCAGGAAAAGAGAAACAAUCGUUGCUCCUGACAGACAAAUGUCCUUGGUGUCAUUUUUACUUGUGCGUCUGAUGACACAUGUGGCUAUGUUUAUAGGAACUAUGGAGGAUGUCAAGUCAAUAGAACAAAUUAUAAAACCACAAGUUCAAAAUCCAAGGGACUUUCUCUGGUGUCAUAUCAAGAAAGACAUAGAACAGCUCAGGAAUUCACUGGCAAAGACUAUCGAUGAAACGGCAAUAGUUGUUCAUCUCUUUCUCCGCCAACUCAUUCAUCAAAAGAAGCUCCCUACAUUACCAGACCUGUCCACCAAGGUACAAAGGGAAAAUUGGGAGAAGUCUAUUUCAAAAGAGGUGAUAACUCCUGCAGUGGAGAAUCUGGACAGGAAACUUGUGGAUAUUAACAGCCAGAUAAGUCAAGAUAAAAGAAGUUGUUCAGAUUCUAUUGUCCAAAUUGUGUACAGUGACCCCCAAACAUUCCUUACAUUACCUAAAGAGGAUGCCUUGUAUUGCUCUACUAUAUGGGCUUGUAGAAAGAGAAUUUCUCCUGAACAUUUGAGACAUAUGAUGGAGAAUAGGGAAGAGAAAGAAAAUGUGCCCAUCCUGCAGACAUUUCUACAAAAGGAAGUACAGUUAAGGUUGGUGAAGUACCUGCCAGAAUUACUGGCGCUUCAGAAUGACUUGACAAAACUAUUUCAGAAUACAACAGAGGUACCGAAGCGAUCCGCUUCUGAUUUUCUUCAAACCAUCAGCUCUGAACCAGUAAGGAGUACAUUUACAUCCCGAAUCUCAUGCUUUAUCUCUGUGUGGAACCAGCUUCGAACGUUCCUCAUUACUAAUGGUGAAUUUAAGAUUCCGGAAGAGUUUGGUGCUUCGGAUUUGGACAUGCAAAACUGCCAACUUGAGGUUCUGCUCCCUCGACGCCAAGGUCUUGGCUUGUGCUCUACUGCACUAGUUAGCUACCUCAUAGCUCUUCAGAAUGACUUCGUAUAUACAGUGGAGAAGUAUACUAUUGAAUCUACUCCAUACUCAAUCAGUCCACAGGAUGUAUCCGACUUGCACGUAAUCAGAUAUGAGGUUGGAAAGGACAUAAUUCCUCUCCUCUUGUCCAACUGUCAAUAUACAAUGGAAAAAGGAAGCGAAAUUGUGAUCGAGUAUGACUUCAAGAGAAUUGAACAGCAAUUGACCAACAGAUUCUUAAAAGGAAAACCACUUAUUAGUUUAAAGGGAAUACCUACGCUGAUUUACAGACAAGACAGAAAUUAUGGAAUUAUCUUUCAUGAUAUCCAAAACAGAAUUCCUCAGGAAUCACUGCCAAUCUCUGUUAUUAAUGUCAUAAGUGGUGAACUUCAGUCAUACAGUGAAGUAUGCGAAGCAUUCACUGCUGUGGAAGUCACUUCAGGAUUUUUGGCCAUGUCAGGAGGAGACCCUGAUCUAAAACUGGAUGUUUACUUGAAGGAUGUAUUGCAAAUGGAAGCUCAGACCUCACCUCAUGUAAUGGAAACAUUGAGAAGAUGCAACUUGAAGCACAUCCAAGCACUCUGGCAACUCCUCUCUUCAAGAAAAUCCGAAUGUUCACUUAUUUUGAAUAGGGAUCCUUUCUCAGGGAUUAAAAAUGAAUAUAAAGAGCACCUCAGUGAGGAAGUAAAGAAACAAUUACGCCCCUUCUUUGUCCAAGCAAGUGUUGAUACUUUCAUACUGGAAUUGCACGAGUUGCUGACUCUGAAAUGUAAAAACGUUCAAUCACCAGACUCUUUCAACCCAACUUGGAGUCUGAAAAUGUCGCUAGGAUCUUUUAUGGAUGUGAAGGAAGUGGACAAUCUGCCAGAACUUGAAGACAUUUUCCCAGAAACAAUUUUGAUGUCACAGAGUGUGGAAACCUGGAAAGCAGCCGUGGCUUUCAAACGGGAACAGUUACAGUUUACAAGAUAAAUCUUAAGAGCUAAAAGCUUUGUCUCUCAGUAAUGAUAGUUUAACUCUACUUUUUAAAAAUGGGACCAUU